ACUGAGUAGCCCUUAUGACCAACAUGAGCUGGAGCUUUCUAACCCGCCUGCUAGAAGAGAUUCACAAUCACUCCACCUUCGUGGGGAAGGUCUGGCUCACUGUGCUCAUCGUCUUCCGCAUUGUCUUGACAGCGGUGGGAGGUGAGUCCAUCUACUCCGAUGAGCAGAGCAAGUUCACCUGUAACACCAAGCAGCCAGGCUGCGACAACGUCUGUUACGAUGCCUUCGCACCGCUGUCGCACGUCAGGUUCUGGGUCUUCCAGAUCAUCAUGAUAUCCACCCCUUCGGUCAUGUACCUGGGCUAUGCCAUCCACAGGAUUGCCAGGUCAGCAGAGGAGGAGAAGAAGUUCAAGGGGUUCAAGAAGAAGAAGCAGUUUGCCCUGAACUGGCAGGCGGUGCGCAACAUGGAGGAUGCUUUGGAGGCUGACGAAGAGGAGCCCAUGAUCUCUGAUGACGCAGCAGAACAUGAGAAAGCCAAGCCCAAGCCCAAGUGCAAAGAGCAACAAAAGCAUGAUGGCAGGAGGCGCAUCCAGCAAGAAGGACUGAUGAAAAUUUAUGUCUUCCAGCUCCUUACCAGAGCUUCCUUUGAAGUUUGUUUUUUGAUAGGGCAGUAUUUGCUCUAUGGUUUUGAGGUAGAAGCUUAUUAUGUCUGCAACAGAGUCCCUUGCCCUCACACUGUGGACUGCUUUGUGUCCCGGCCAACAGAAAAGACCAUCUUUCUCCUGGUGAUGUACGUCGUGAGCUGCCUGUGCUUAUUGCUGAACAUGUGUGAGAUGUUCCACCUGGGCUUUGGGACCAUCCGAGAUGCCAUUCGCAACCGGAAAAUCAACAGCUUUAGGCAGCCUCCCUACAACUACGCUUACCCAAAGAACAUCUCCUGCCCUCCUGAGUACAACCUGGUUGUGAAAUCAGAGAAGUCCACCAAGAUCCCCAACAGCCUGAUGGCUCAUGAGCAGAACUUGGCUAACGUCGCUCAGGAGCAGCAGUGCACUAGCCCAGAUGAGAACCUCCCGGCAGACUUGUCCACCCUUCACAAACACUUGCGAGUGGCCCAGGAGCAGUUGGACAUAGCGUUUCAGAGCUAUAGCAGCACCCAGGCCAACACUCAGCCUUCUCGAACCAGCAGUCCUGCCUCAGGUGGCACAGUGGUAGAGCAGAACAGGGCCAACACCGCCCAGGAGAAACAAGGUGCUAAACCCAAGGCCUCCUUGGAGAAAGGGAGCUCCAGCAGUAAAGAUGGAAAGACAUCUGUAUGGAUAUAA
Molecule: messenger RNA, 1262 nt
Organism: Acanthisitta chloris (rifleman)
Lineage: Eukaryota; Metazoa; Chordata; Aves; Passeriformes; Acanthisittidae
Product: gap junction gamma-1 protein-like
Exons: 1
Coding region: 15-1262 (415 amino acids)
Biological process (GO): cell communication
Cellular component (GO): connexin complex
Source: RefSeq, a predicted model, not a curated record